Molecule: messenger RNA, 2406 nt
Organism: Daphnia carinata
Lineage: Eukaryota; Metazoa; Arthropoda; Branchiopoda; Diplostraca; Daphniidae
Product: ATP-binding cassette sub-family G member 1-like
Exons: 10
Coding region: 220-2061 (613 amino acids)
Cellular component (GO): plasma membrane
Molecular function (GO): ABC-type transporter activity; ATP binding; ATP hydrolysis activity
Source: RefSeq, a predicted model, not a curated record
GCUUUCAGCAGCUUCAUAUCUGGAAUAACCCGUUGAUCUAAGUUGAAACGUAAGGGUAGCCACGGUAACGUAAUCUGUAAGGGUAGCCAUAAUACUUAUCUCCAAACAAAGGUUAAAAUGGCAAAGUAUCAAGCUUAACUCUGCUUUACCCCCUUUAAGUUAGCUUGAUUGAUUCUUCACUCAUUUUCCUCAAACAUCCUGUCUUGUGAGGAAGCCAAAAUGGAUGUAAUGGAAACACUGGACAAAUGUGCACUAGCAACCAAGGAAAGCCGCAUUAAUAUAUCCUUGGACAUCACUUUCCACGACAUUUGCUACACAGCAAAGAAAGGCAAAAAGCCAAAAAAUAUUCUGCACCAAAUGAGUGGCACUUUCAAGUCUGGCCAACUUACUGCCAUUUUGGGACCAUCUGGUGCAGGUAAAUCGUCCUUAAUGAACAUUCUAGCUGGUUUAAAAACGAGAGGAGUCGAUGGCAGAAUCGAAAUGAGCGGUGUAGAACGGGACUUGAAAACUUUCCAUAAGCAGUCUGCAUAUAUCGAGCAAUAUGAUCAUUUGCUACAAAAUUUGAGCGUUGAGGAGUAUAUGGAUGCUGCUGCUCGUCUAAAAUUGGGAAUAGACAUCACUGACGGGGAAAGAAAGUCGAAGGUGGAGUCGAUCGUAAAAACACUAGGGUUAUCUAACAGCACGAAAACGCGUAUUUCCUGCUUAUCAGGUGGUGAACGUAAACGACUAUCUAUUGGAUUGGAAUUGUUUGAUGAUCCGUAUUUUCUGUUCUUGGAUGAACCAACUAGUGGGUUGGACAGCUCUUCGAGUUUGCAGUGUGUAGGAUUGCUUCGUGAGAUCGCCAGAAGGGGUCGAACUGUAGUAACAACUAUCCAUCAACCAAGUUCACACUUAUUGGAUCAUUUCGAUCAUUUGUACAUAGUUGCAGAUGGAUUAUGCAUUUACCAGGGCCCAGUGAAAUCUUUAGUGCCCUAUCUACAGACAUUUAACUUACAAUGCCCUAAAUAUCAUAACCCUGCUAAUUUUGUGAUGGACGUAGCUUCGGGAGAUUACGGUGACGUAUUGCCACAGUUGGUGUCUGGCGUUGAAAAUGGCCGUCUGAUUUACAGCGAGAGUUCAGCCCUUUUAUGUACUGCGGAUUCUCUAGACACUGAAGAACAAAAAUUAAAAUAUGAAAACCUAGAGAAUCACAGAAUGAACAAAAGCAAGGAACUAUCAUACGCCAUACCAUUCCACAAUCAAGUUGCCAUUUUGCUUGAACGAACUUGGCGAACGAUUUGGAGAGAGAAGAUGCUGACACAAGUGCGUUUUACUACUCACGUUGCUUUCGGCAUCUUCUUUGGAAUGGUGUACCAGGCAGUCGGGAACGAUGCUGGUUUUGUAUUAAAUAAUAUCGGACUACUCUACAUCAGUCUAAUAUUUAUAGUCUUUACCUCUGUCAUGCCAACUGUCGUGACCUUUCCACUUGAACGCCGGGUAGUGUUUCGAGAACAUCAGAAUCAUUGGUAUAGCCUCAAAGCCUAUUACCUUGCUAAGCUGCUAGUCGACAUCCCGUUCCAGAUUAUUUUUCCUACGGUGUUUUUGACGAUUGUCUAUUUGAUGAGCAAUCAACCGAUGAGCAUGGAUCGUUUCAGUAUGCUCCUGUGCAUCACCAUCUGCAUAGCUCUAGUUGGACAAGGCAUUGGAUUGGUUGUAGGUGCGGCUUUUGAUAUUCAAUCAGCUGCCUUCCUUGCACCAGUCUUCGCCAUUCCGUUUCUCCUCUUCGCUGGCUUCUUUAUCAACUUAAACGCCAUCCCAUCUUACCUGAUGUGGAUGUCUUACGUCAGUUUCUUCCGCUACGGAUUUGUAGGAUCAAUGUUAUCGAUUUACGAUUAUGACCGUCCGCCGUUAAAUUGCUCUCAACCUUACUGCCAUUAUCGUUUGCCUGACAAGUUGUUAGAACAGUACGACAUGGCUGACUGUUCAUAUUCUUCAUGUAUCGUUGGCAUGCUGGUUUAUUUUGUUGUUUUGCGCUUGGCCGGGUACAUUUUCUUGCGUUUGAAGUUGAAGAGUAUCCUGUGAACUUGUUUUUCGCUCUUCAUGACCAGGCUUGUUUUUUGUUUAUUAGAUUCAAUUUAUUAAAUGUUCUAUGCAAAAGUUAAUAUAUGUAGAUGUUACCCAAAAUAGUUUUUUGCAUCAAUGGUUUUUUUCAACUUGCUCCACCAAUAUUGUUCUGUCAAAAAAUUUAGUCUUAUUGUGCUGUAUCCCAAAACUAACUUGAAAGAUGUUACAGUAUUUCACAUGUCAAAGCAAGUUAUCAAUAAGGUUUUAUUAGUACUGAAAAACAAAUAUAUAAAGCCACUUACUGCAUAACUUUGGUGUUUUUCUGCUCCCGUGUGAACCAAUCAAUUUAAUCUGUAAACCAAU